UUAUAGUAAUUUCACCUAGCCCACGUUUCCCUGGUCGGUUUAUUAUAUCAUGAGAGAUUGCGCCAAAAGCCUGACUAAAAUCAAGCUAUAGCCUGGCUUCCGCUCCCCCCGGCCAGCAGUGUCAGAACAGGCUAAGGGCCCAGACUGGGUGUAGGAAGGGGAAUUCCUGUCAAACAGCAGCCGCCACCUUCAGAUGUGCCUCCCCAGCAGGUAGCUCCCAGCCGCGCCCAGGCCUCUCCCGGCAGCAGGCACGGCCGGCCGGGGGGCCGGCUUCCGACCCACGAGCGGCGCCUAACAGCCCCGCGUCGUCUCCCCGCGUUCCGUUUCCUGGGGCCCGCCCUGCCUGGAAUGAGAGGUCUCUGCUCGCCGCCAAGGCAAGACGAGGCGAGGGCAGGGCCAGCCAGGCCAGGCCCUGUCACGGGGCUGGGCGUCCGAAGCCAGGCAAGCAGAGGGCGGGGCCCGGCCCUCAACAGCCCUGGCCUCUUCUUCCUUCAUCCCGCCCUUGCCGAGAGGCGGCCGCAGAGUCUCAGCGGUGAGGCGCUUCUGGAAGCCAGGCCGCGGCUCCCGCCCUCCGGCGCGCCAGGGGUAGGCGGGUAGCGGCGGGAUCCGGAAGUGCGGAUCGCGCGCGCCUGACGUGAUGACGUCAGUUGGUUGACCCCCAGAGAGGGGUAAGAAUCCGUUGCGGCCGUGCAGCUUCGGGCUGAGGCGGGCGGUGGAGGGACAGGCAUGUCCUGAGCACUGGCUUUACAACUCCCAUUGGCUGGGAACUGUGGCCAAUGCUGCCUGCAGGUGGAGGCAGUGCGCACCGUGCAGCGCUCCCUGGCUGCCCCUAUGCCUAGUAGCCAAGGAACAUGUUACUGCUUCCGGGGAGCCUCCUAAGAGCCUGUGAAAUGUAUUUCCUGGUACUACUAGAGCAGACAGAAAAUGCUGUGAGGAAGGUAUGGGAUGGUCCAUAAAAGUAUCACAAAAUCAUAUUGGACAACAAAAGGUAUUGAUGCUGCAUUAACCUCCUUCUUUUGCUUGGAAUCAAAAUGUCAAAGAAAUCUGAGGCUCCUCUUUCCUUGACUGACUGUCUUUGCCAGAUAUGCAUGGACAUUUUUGUGGAGCCAGUGACCCUGCCAUGCAACCACACACUCUGUAACUCUUGUUUCCAGUUGACAGUAGAGAAGGCAAGUUUGUACUGCCCUUUUUGCCGCCGGUGGGUCUCUUCUUGGGCGCGAUAUAAUGCCCGCAAAAAUACUCUUAUCAAUUGGGAACUGUGGGAAAGGAUUCAAAAGAAUUACCCAGAAGAAUGCCAGCGCAGAGUUAAUGGACAGGAUCUGGAAGAGGACAUUUGUAUAUCCCAACCACUGCAUCAGCUAAGCAAGCCUGGGGAACUGAGACAGGAAUAUGAGGCAGAGAUUAGCAAGGCGAAGGCAGAGAGGUGGGCACACGAACAAGAGGAGAGCAAAGCAAGUGAGGAGUACAUUCAAAGGCUAUUAGCAGAGGAAGAAGAAGUGCACAGGCUGGCAGAAGAAAGGCAGAGAGAGAUGGAGGAACAGCUUAAACAAGAUGAAGAGCUGGCAUGGGAGCUGAGUAUCAAUUUGAACAAGUCUACUGAUGAACACAUGUUCAGCACUCCUUUACGUGCAAACAGUCGCACAUCUGGCCCAUCUCCAAUUAGUUCAUGCAAGACAAAAAACAAAUCAAGCAACUCUGGAGACAUCCAAAAGUAUCUAUCUCCAAAGCCACCUUGUGCCUCGGUACCAAUGUUGCUCUCUAAAAAAGCAGAGAAACGCAGGAAUAACUCCUUUUCUAUGGAAAAUAAUAGCACUGAAGAUGACAUCUUAAUGUGGCAAGAAAAGGAUAGAGAGGAAAUGCCAACGCUGUCUCCACAAACUUUCUCCACUGUUCAAGACAGAAAUGUUAAGGAUUCAUUUUUAGAAUCAUGUCUGACUUAUUUAAAUACCUCUCCUGUAGUGGGGUCUCAUCCCAUUGAGUGGGAAGGUCUGUCAGGAGCAAACUAUAAGGUAGAUAAAAUUACAAAUGCACUUCACAAUGUCACAAAACAGGAAAGGCCUGAUACUGGACUUUCUUCUUCCAGUGGAGAGUUAGCUAGAAGUGCCUUUGAAAAUGAUAACUCUACAUGUACAGAAAACAUAGACUCUGAAAUAUGUGCAGAAAUUAGCUCUUCUCUUCAGGAAGCAGUUGAUUCUGUGACAUCUGGCAAAUUAGAAAACAGGGAUGCAUCCCAUAAUCUCAUGGAAGUGGCUGCAAACUGCUCAGUUGAAGGAAAGAAACAAAAUGUGUUACAGAACAGUAAGGAGACACCAAAAAGAAAAUCUCAAGAAUCUCCAACUGAAUCAGCAGUUGAUGCAUGCUUGAUUGAUAAAAGGAGGAAAACUUUUCCAGAAACUUAUGAAGACCAAGAGGAGAAGGUAAAUGAUCUUAAUGUGCAAAUGCAUAUAGAUUUGGAGAAGCAGCUUUAUGAGAGGCGGAAGCAAGAGGAGCAAGACAGGCUCCUGGCUCUGCAACUUCAGAGAGAGAUAAACAGGGAGCAAAAGACAUUAAACCGAAAGAAAGGCUCUCCAGAUGAGUACCUUCUGCGUCCUAAAGCAUCUCCAUGUCUGGAGGAAUCUCCAACUGGGACAGGUAGUAAUAAGAUGGCAAGUGAGUCGACAUCUCCCAAGAGCCAGACUGAAACGAGUCAUCGGAAACCGCGAAGAAGCUCCCACAAUGAGAACUGGCAGCCUCCCAGCAACCUCCAGAUGAAAUUGCCGAGUGUCAGAGGAGGAAAAGUGUUGAAUUGUGUCAACAGCUGUGACUCAAAGGAUAUCCAAUCACUGUUGACCAAGAAUAAGCAAAAGACAAUCCUUCAGAUGUUUAAGAGGUCUGUUUCAAAGUAAAAGAUCAGUAGAACUAUGAAGGCACAGUGGGGUGGAUGGGAAAUAAAGCAGUAUCCUUCCCUGUAUCAGAUAAAGCUUGUUGUAAACAGCUAGUUUUAAGUUGAUUGUAUUAAAGGAGGAUCAAUUUAGAGCAUAAAUGCACUCAGAAUUAUACAGUGCUGUUGAACCAAGGAGCCUCUAAUGCCUUUCUUUCCUCCAGACCUUAUCAGUUUUAGUUAAUUUCUUAACUAAAUACAGAACGAGUCUGUAUCUUCAAUUAUUUGCUCACUGCAGGGCUACAGCACUAGAGGCCUCCAUCAGCACAGCUGCUGUGCGUUAUGUUGAAGGAUUGGACUCUAACCUCACCAUGCUUGAUUAGUGUUGGCUAGUGAAGAUAUGACCAUUAACCAUGUCUAUUGUACUCUUUUCCUCUCACAGUUCUGUAAUUAGAUUCCUAUUGAAAAUAUUGGCUAAAUUAGCAUUACUUUUUCUACAACAAUGUUGAAUUUCAUCAAAAGUAUAUAAUCUACAAAAUCACCAGACCAGAAAAGAGGUGGGGAGGGGGCGGGAAAAGUCAAGAUAAACAGACUAUAAUUUGGAGUAAGUUAUAAUUAAUGAAUCAACAAGUGUGAAUAAGGACUACGUUUAUUCCCAGUUUUGAGUUAGUUUGUCUGGUUAUAAGACUACCCUUUCUUUUUGUCAUCUUUGUAGGAUAUCAUCCCUUUAUGUCAGUAACCAUUUUCCUCCUGCUUUGCUGUUUUGUUACAUGUUAAAUAUUUUUGUUCAAAUAAGCAAAUAAUAUCAGAGCUUUAUAAUUCAUCUGAAUUGCUGUUUGUCUAGAAUGCGAGAAACCUCAGGCCUGUGAGAAGUUAUUGCAGGCUACAAAUGAUAGGUGAAGGGUUCUCAUUUGCCCACAUUGCUUCCUCCUCGUUACUUCUCUGAAACUCCCAGUUUACUAUUUUGUUUGCAUUGUGAGGAAACAAAAAUCAACAAUUUUAUUUUAUUUGGACUUGCCAAAUGUUAACCUAAAUGUUAAUCUACAGUAAUACUGAUGAAGCUGUUCUGUGUAUAUUCACAUUUUUAGUGGAUGAGUAUUACAAUAAAUGUUUGGAUCCUA
Molecule: messenger RNA, 3981 nt
Organism: Malaclemys terrapin pileata
Lineage: Eukaryota; Metazoa; Chordata; Testudines; Emydidae
Gene: RNF168
Product: ring finger protein 168
Exons: 9
Coding region: 1032-2885 (617 amino acids)
Biological process (GO): protein ubiquitination; double-strand break repair
Cellular component (GO): site of double-strand break; nucleus
Molecular function (GO): nucleosome binding; ubiquitin-protein transferase activity; metal ion binding
Source: RefSeq, a predicted model, not a curated record